GGAUUCAAUGUUGACUUUGGACAUGGUGCAAGGGGGAUUGAGGUACUGCGGGAAACAGAAUAUACACUAUUACGGCACUACCUUUAUCAGGAACUCAAUGAUAAUGUCCAACUCAUUGCACAGUUUGAUUGGACAUUACGGGGUAUACAAAAUGAUACGAUUUCUCAGUGGUUCCGCGAGUACCUUACAAAUGUGCAGACACGUCAAUUGCGUAAGGACAUAGUAAGAUUCUGCACUGGUAGCUACCGAGUGCCUGUUGAGCGCAGGAUUAGUAUUAAACUCGUUGCAGCUGAUGCAAAUCUUAGUUUGGAAUAUCGUCGAUUACCAAGAGCAUCAUUAUGCUUAGGAGAAAUUUGGCUUUGCCAUGAAUAUGAUGCAAGCGAAAAGGAGCAAUUUUUUGAUGAUCUAAAUUGUGCAUUUAGUGAAUGCAGCAACGGGUUUUAUGAGCGAGCUGUUGAACUCGCUGAAUAA
Paraglomus brasilianum is the source of this 471-nucleotide messenger RNA. NCBI's taxonomy places the organism in Eukaryota, Fungi, Glomeromycota, Glomeromycetes, Paraglomerales, Paraglomeraceae. The record is from the annotation of a GenBank genome assembly.